This is a messenger RNA of Conger conger (European conger), 2135 nucleotides long. It is a transcript of the gene pafah1b1a, whose product is annotated as platelet-activating factor acetylhydrolase 1b, regulatory subunit 1a. Gene Ontology annotation, molecular function: microtubule plus-end binding; dynein complex binding. The transcript has 11 exons. Lineage: Eukaryota; Metazoa; Chordata; Actinopteri; Anguilliformes; Congridae. Bases 755 to 1987 code for a protein of 410 amino acids. The record is from RefSeq and is a predicted model, not a curated record. Gene Ontology annotation, biological process: germ cell development; vesicle transport along microtubule; microtubule organizing center organization. Gene Ontology annotation, cellular component: kinetochore; cytoplasmic microtubule; neuron projection.
CAUUGCGCCUAUAUCCGUAAAAUACCGCUCGAGUAAUUAACCUGAAUUGUGUUAGUUAAUUGUCUUGGACGCAUGGUGCCCGGAGGCGACAGUCUUUGUCAUCGGUGCCUAGAACCAGCCGUAUCAAGCUAGAUGUUUUUUUUUUUUUUUAAAGAAUGCAAGUUACUUGGAUAAGAACAUCUGCUAAAUACCUAACAUGUAAAAAUGCACAUCACGUGUCAUGCACAGAUUGAAAAAGCACUGACAUCCAAAGUCCAAGCCUCGGCCAGGUUCCUAAUUUAAUCAAUCGUGUUUGGUGAUCCUUUGGAGAACUUCAAGCCUAUUGGAAUUUUUCGGAAAAUCUGAUGUGUCAGUCCUACUCUAAUAACACAUCCUUUUAGAAAUAACUUGUUAAACUUCCAUUUCACAUUUUGUGAAGUAUGACGUUUCACGAAGUUAGCUUACAGAAAGAGGUGCAAACAAGUGUGCGUGAAUACGUAAACGAAGAUUUUAAAACUGGCCGCACCUACGACCGCGAAGGUGGGUGUGCGCAUGUCAGGAGGCGAAUGCGGUACUGAAAACAAGGAUCGCUGGAGAGACAAGGCGGUGAGCCGGUCAGACCAAACAUUCCACCGUUGAACGAAAAAUACAUCUUAGCCAGUUCAAGAUGUGUUGAAGCCCUGUGGGUGAGACUGCAGGUGGUUGUCUGAAGCUGAGCUUCUGCAGGUAGUGCUGGGUCCCUGAAACUGACGCCUUCUCCUCUCCCUGCUGCACCAUGGUGCUGUCUCAGAGACAGCGCGACGAACUGAACCGUGCGAUAGCGGACUAUCUCCGCUCUAACGGCUAUGAAGAGGCUUACUCCGUCUUUAAGAAGGAAUCUGAGAUGGACAUGAAUGAAGAAUUGGAUAAGAAAUAUGCUGGACUUUUAGAGAAGAAAUGGACCUCAGUCAUCAGAUUACAGAAGAAGGCGAUGGAGUUGGAAUCCAAGCUAAAUGAAGCGAAAGAGGAGAUCACUUCGGGGGGGCCCAUCGGGCAGAGGAGGGACCCUAAGGAGUGGAUCCCCCGCCCCCCGGAGAAGUACGCCCUCAGCGGCCACCGCAGCCCCGUCACGCGCGUCAUCUUCCACCCCGUCUUCAGCGUCAUGGUGUCUGCCUCCGAGGAUGCCACCAUAAAGGUGUGGGACUAUGAGACGGGGGAUUUUGAGCGGACACUGAAAGGGCACACAGACUCUGUACAGGACAUCUCCUUUGACCACAGUGGCAAGCUGCUGGCCUCCUGCUCCGCUGACAUGACCAUCAAACUCUGGGACUUCCAGGGGUUCGAGUGCAUCCGCACCAUGCACGGGCAUGACCACAACGUGUCGUCUGUUGCCAUCAUGCCCAACGGAGACCACAUAGUCUCUGCCUCCCGAGACAAAACCAUCAAGAUGUGGGAGGUAGCAACGGGGUACUGUGUGAAGACGUUUGCGGGGCACAGGGAGUGGGUGCGCAUGGUGCGGCCCAAUCAGGACGGCUCCCUGCUGGCCAGCAGCUCCAACGACCAGACGGUGCGCGUGUGGGCCGUGGCCUCCAAGGAGUGCAAGGCGGAGCUGCGGGAGCACGAGCACGUGGUGGAGUGCGUGGCCUGGGCCCCCGACAGCGCCAAUCAAACCAUCCUGGAGAGCACGGGGUCAGAGGUGAAGAAGAGCGGGAAACCUGGCCCCUUCCUGCUCUCAGGCUCCCGAGACAAAACCAUCAAGAUGUGGGACGUCAGCACGGGCAUGUGCCUUAUGACUCUGGUGGGCCAUGAUAACUGGGUGCGUGGUGUGCUGGUUCACCCUGGAGGCCGGCUGGUGGUGAGCUGUGCUGACGAUAAGACUUUACGGAUCUGGGACUACAAGAACAAGCGCUGCAUGAAGACGCUGUGUGCCCACGAGCACUUUGUCACCUCCCUGGAUUUCCACCGGUCAGCGCCCUACGUCGUCACCGGCAGUGUAGAUCAGACUGUAAAAGUUUGGGAAUGUCGCUGAUCAUCUCUGCAAGACCACGCCCCCCCUUCCGCUGGCUGCCCCCAGUCCCCAUGGUUACGCCCAUCAAUCUGUUUAAAAUAACUAUCGUCCUUUUAUGUAAAUUAUUCUGGAUGUAGAUUAAGCUAUUAAAUGUUACACAAAAAAAGUA